AUGCCUGGAAACCCAUUGAGUGAGAUAUGGCACUCUGUUCCCUCCGCUGCGAAAUCACGCCUGGCUCGGGAGUACGCGAUGAACGCGGCUUACCUUUACCGAAAUAAACUACGAGGAAUUAGGAACGUCUAUGAAGCUCCAUCUGUCGUUGGAGUUUCAACCUCGAGCGAGGAUAAUUUACCAGCUCAGGAAUCUGAUGAAAUAGAGAUCUCAACUUCAGCAAAAGCACAGGGUUCAGGCGACAUGUUUGGUUUAUCUGGCAGUGGACCUUUACAAGAAUCGUUACCUGACGUCGGCCGGAUUGUUUCUAUGCCAUUGUUCUGGGGCUCACUCAGGACUGGAAUCAUCGCUCGCCUCACGAUUGAACGGAAUGAUUGUCAAUCAACUUUGGAUAAACACUCAAGUUCCACUGGAGACCUUGAUAGCGAUGCUGAAGAUGACGUAGAUGACGCUACAAGGACGCUGAAAGUAUCAAAAAAAUUCAACUCUUUUCUUCACCUAAUAUUUCCAACCAAUGUGAAUAAUUCAACGGACCACAAUGAUUUCGAACCGUCAGUCAUUUUUCACGACGAUCUCGCAAAGCAUAAUAUCCUUGUUGAUGACGGGGAAUUGACUGCUGUUCUAGACUGA
Penicillium manginii is the source of this 630-nucleotide messenger RNA. Its product is annotated as Aminoglycoside phosphotransferase. Bases 1 to 630 code for a protein of 209 amino acids. The transcript has 2 exons. The record is from RefSeq and is a predicted model, not a curated record. Lineage: Eukaryota; Fungi; Ascomycota; Eurotiomycetes; Eurotiales; Aspergillaceae.